AACUCAUUGACGUGACUUUUGUUUGGAAUUUUAUAUUAACCAAAGUGACUUCGACUUUUCAAAGCGCCACAACUAAUUUUUUUUAAAUUAAAAACUUUUCAUUUAUUAAUAAUUUAUACAAAAUGGAUACAAUACCAGAAAGUGCACAAGAGAAUACAACAUCCAAAGUAUCAGAGUUGAAUAUGACUACUGUACUCGUUGCUGCGGUGCUGGGAUUCAUUGUAAUGGCAAUAAUACUAUUGUUGCGCAGAAGAUCGUUUGGCCGACGAGAUUUCAUUUUGACCGGUUUGAGUGAAUCUGGGAAGAGUGCUAUAUUUAUGCAAAUGAUGCACAAAAAAUUCCCAGAUACUUUCACUUCCAUCACAGAAAACGUGGGCGAAUACCGUUCCGGGCGUAUGUCUGGCCGUCUUGUAGAUAUACCUGGACAUUAUAGAGUGAGGGAUAAGUGUUUUGAUCAAUAUAAACGUACAGCUAAGGGCUUAAUAUUUGUAGUGGAUUCUGUAACAGUACAAAAAGAUGUCCGCGACGUGGCGGAUGCUUUAUACAGCGUACUUGCCGAUCCUGCCAUACAGUCUUGUCCCUUCUUAGUACUUUGCAAUAAACAAGAUCUGAGCACAGCAAAGGGCGCUCAAGUAAUCAAAAGUAUAUUGGAAAAAGAAAUGAACAUUGUACGGGUAACACGUGGUCGUAAAUUGCAGUCGGUAGGAGAGGAUAACAUGUCAAAACCAGUAUUUUUGGGUAAAGAAGGCAAGGACUUUGAAUUUUCACACAUUAACCAAAACGUACAAUUCUUCGAAUGCUCUGCAAAAGAUAAUCAAUUGAAUAAUUUAUCUGAUUGGAUAGACAGAAUGCUGUGAAAUAAGCGGAAAAUAAUGCAAUUUUUGAUAUUAUGGUAUAAUAAGAAAAUGAUCAACAUCUUUCAUAGACUUUGUCUGCAAAUGUUAGCUAUACUGUCUGAACGGAAGCAGGUUUGAAGAGGGUUUUAGUUAUGUUAUAUGUUCUGUUAUUUUGGAUGGUUAGCAUUGUGUUUUGAGUCCUUAUGGUAAAGCUUAUACAAAAUUUCCUUUUUUAUUCAAAUAAAUAAAAUAAAAUAAAUUAGAUAAAUUUUGUAAAUAUUAAAAGUAGCAAAGCGUUAAGUUUCGCUAAAAAGCGGCUAUGCUCACUUUUAAUUGCAACGAAAUGAAAUUUUCAAGUUAAAAUAA
Molecule: messenger RNA, 1202 nt
Organism: Bactrocera dorsalis (oriental fruit fly)
Lineage: Eukaryota; Metazoa; Arthropoda; Insecta; Diptera; Tephritidae
Gene: SrpRbeta
Product: signal recognition particle receptor subunit beta
Exons: 4
Coding region: 123-857 (244 amino acids)
Source: RefSeq, a predicted model, not a curated record